GGAGAGUGCUUCGUUCUUGGGUCUACUUAAUUCCUUUUUUACAUUUGGUUUGUGGCUUUCCUUUUCCUUUUUUUUUUCCCACCCCAUUAACUGUUUCAUCCGAGUUCCAGAUCGAACAAGCAGUCGUAGGUGGAGCACACCUCCCAUCUGUGGGAGGGGGGGAGUGAGUCGGGCUUUCUUGAAUUCACCCCCGGGUUACUUCUUUUUCCUGACAUUGAUGGGAAGAUUGCACCUUUCCUGAUCCUCUUCCUCUUUCUUUUCCUAACGAAGACGGAAGACUCUCAUCUAAGUACCAUUACUAGCAGCUGAUGGGUUUUUGUCCAAUCAAUUUUCUGAAUUGUCAGUUCUACUAUUUUGUACUAUCUAAAGUUUCGACAACCGCAAAAAUAGUGUGGUUUUAGUUGAAAUUCUAGAUAGAGUUUCGAUUUCCUACAACACCAACCUUUUAGUUGAAAUUCUGGAUAGAGUUUCGAUUUCCUGGCGUGAAUCGUUCGAAUUAUCUCCCCAGUCAGUUGGAUUUUCCCCAUUUCAUUUCUGGUGUUCUGGUUUUCCCUUCGCCAUUUGCUACCCUUCUUGAUUUCCAUCGCCUACGUUGUUGGACCAAGAAUGAAAGUAUAGGGAGAAGCUUUUCCGUCUCCCUGGUUGCAGCUCAUUGAAUACUGUAUCAUGUUGUUCGACAAUCUACUCUAGCUCAAAAAGUGUGGUUUUUUUUGUUUUUUGUUUUUUGGCUGCACCAGAUGAUCGAUCAGUUUAUUAAUUUUGUAAUUCGCCCGCCCAGGGCUCAAUAUAACCCAGAUCAGUACUUGUGGGAGAAAGAUUUUACUCUUGCUGGCAGAAAAUACAAGAGACAAGACUUGGAGCUUAGGAACGAAAGUGGACAUACAUUACAGUGUAGCCAUUAUGUUCCUUCGCAUUUUCCAGAUGGAACUCCUUUACCUUGUGUUGUAUACUGCCAUGGAAACAGUGGAUGUAGGGCAGAUGCAAAUGAGGCUGCAGUAAUUCUUCUUCCCUCAAACAUUACUCUGUUCACCCUUGAUUUUUCGGGUUCAGGCUUAUCUGGUGGUGAUUAUGUUAGUCUUGGUUGGCAUGAGAAAAAUGACCUCAAGGUUGUGGUCUCGUAUCUGAGAAGCAAUCCAAACAUUUCACGCAUUGGUCUCUGGGGACGGUCAAUGGGUGCAGUGACUAGCCUUCUUUAUGGAGCAGAAGACCCUUCGGUAGCGGGAAUGGUGUUGGACAGUGCAUUCUCAAAUUUGUUUCACCUAAUGAUGGAACUUGUGGAUGUAUACAAAAUCCGGCUUCCUAAAUUUACUGUUAAGGUGGCUCUUCAAUACAUGCGGCGAGUGAUUCAGAAGAAGGCCAAAUUUGAUAUUAUGAACCUCGACGGCGUACAGGUUGCGCCCAGAACAUUUAUUCCUGCUUUGUUUGGGCAUGCUAAAAAUGACAAAUUUAUUCAGCCUCACCACUCAGAUCUAAUUUUUGGGUCUUAUGCGGGUGAUAAGAAUAUGAUCAAGUUUGAUGGCGACCACAAUUCCUCUCGACCUCAGUUUUAUUAUGACUCAGUAACAAUAUUCUUCUAUAAUGUUCUUCACCCUCCUCAACUUACACCUGCCCAUACAAGUAAAAAAGAGAAAUACUCUGAUUUGGGGGACCUCAAGGUCAGUGAUGAUCCAGAUGAGAAUCUGUUAUAUGAGAUCAUAGCUGGUCUUCAAAGUGUUGGCGCGGAUGCUUCUAGUUCAUCGUCUGCUCCCCCUGGCAUUUCAACAGCAAAGUCAGUGGGCGAACUUCUUUCUGAGAUUGCUCCAGUUGUGAGUGUACUUGAUUCACUGGUCAUUGAGGACAACCUAGUGAAUUGUGCUGAUUCAUCACAUGCACAGGACAAGCCCAGUGGCCAGAAUGAGGAGUCUUGCUCAUACACCAGUUCAAAUAGGGAAAGUUGGGGAAGAUGCUCAUCUCUUGGCAGUGAUGAUGAACCUUGCUUGGAUUGUACAGAUGAUGUAAGUGAUCAGUCAUUUCAGAGGACUCUAAAGGUGCUUGCUACACCUGUUCGAAGCGUCCGACAGACAGCAAUAGGUACAACACAUGAUGAAAAGAAUAAGAAGGCGGUUUCAACAACAAAAAAGAAAUCCAAACGUGACAAGUUUGAAAAGCUGGAGGCUCUAAGCCAACGUCUUCGUCUCUGCAUUCUGAAGAGAGUUAAUCAUAAGAGACACUGCUCCUCAUAACCACGUGGUAGGUGUAUAAUGCAAAUCUUCAUUAUUUUCCUUUCUUUGUAGCUGUGUUAGUGGCCGCCUAUCAUUCGUUCAUCUUUACAAGAACUUUGUAUUUCAUUGGUAACAAUGUAUGUAUAUACUCCCUGUUUUUAUUAAGUAGCUCAAAGUAAUUGCACAGUGCUGUUUGCUUUUCUUCCUAAGAACCAAGUAAUUGAGAGGGAGAACAAUAUUUGCCACUCUGACAUAUCAUGUAUGCAGUAUUCGCUGCUGGUUGCAGUUAAUUUUUGC
Messenger RNA from Coffea arabica (coffee), 2498 nucleotides. RefSeq lists its product as uncharacterized. The record is from RefSeq and is a predicted model, not a curated record. NCBI's taxonomy places the organism in Eukaryota, Viridiplantae, Streptophyta, Magnoliopsida, Gentianales, Rubiaceae.